AUGCAAAGUCGAUCGGCAUCAACUCAGGAUACCACUCUACGUACAAAAGAUUUUCUGUCGAAACAACCGUUAUUACCUGAGGAAAAAGUCUAUUAUGAAGAAUGUAAAGAAUAUUAUCAUCUAACGGGACAACCAUUAAUAUCAGUUGCAGAAGAAGUUUUUGAUAGUAGUACUGAAUUAACAACAUCAUCACUAAAACUCUGUAUUGAUGAAGAUUGUAAUCAAUUCGAUUUACAAGGUUUUAUUACUAAAUUUUGUGGUAAAAUAAAUUUAACAAUGAAAGAUAUAUUGAUCAAAAAAAUACAAGUAGGUUCAUGUAUAUUAGAAGCAGAUAUAUUCAAUAAGUUUGAAUCGAAUGAUAAAAAAUUAUCUUUAAAAAUGAUAUGUAAAUCAAUUACGAAUAAAUUACGAGAAGAAUUUAGUAAAAUGAGAAUUUUCUUCAUGUUUAUGGGUUCAAUAAAAUCAUUAUUAAAUCAACAAAAACAUCGUGCUGAAAUUAAACUUAAUCCUCAAUAUAAUCGUAUAUAUGCACCUGAUCGUUCUUAUUGGUUAGGUGCUCUUAACGAUGGAAUUGAUCGUGGAAAUAAACCUUACUAUUGUCCUGUUGGAUGGAAACGAUGUUCUUUUUAUGUUACUGAUCGUUUUUAUGAAAAAUUCAAAGGAUGGUGCAUAUGUUAUCAUGGUACAAAAUUUGAAUAUGGCUUAUCUAUUUUAUUGAAUGGAUUAAAACCAGCAGAAAGAGCUGAACAUGGUGCAGGAAUAUAUGUUUCUCCAUCCAUUAAUUAUGUAUGUCAUCCAAGAUAUGCUGAAGUUAAACGACUUGAUACGUCAUAUCCAAGUAAAUUUUUCAAAUCGGGUAAAUAUGUACAAUUUGUAUUAGAAUGUCGUGUUCAUCCGAGUAAUAUUAAGAAAAUAGCAAAGGAAACAUUAGAUGCUGGUAAUACGAUUAUUGAUUUCAAUAUUGAUAAUAAAAUUAUCGAGUGGGUUAUCAAUAAUCAAAAUAAAAAGAUUGUAGAUUUUAAUGACCCAGACUCUUCUAUUGUUUGUACUGGAAUAAUGAUGCGUGUUACAGAUGAUCAUCCUGGCUUAUUACCUGAGUCACAAUGGUGGUAUGAAUCACAUAUAUGCAAUCAUGAAAACUGUUGUCUGUUAGGUAUCAAUCUUGAUGUUCUCAAAAGACGACGUCUUGAUGGCUAUAAGUUAACAACAGUUGAUCGAAAUAAAUUUAUUCUUGAAAAUUUAGCAAAUGAAAUUUUUUAUGAAAUAUUUGAAUAUCUUGAUAUACAUGAUAUAUAUAAAAGUUUUUUUAAUCUUAAUAAACGAUUUGAAAAUUUAAUUAUUAAUUCAAAUUUUUUACAUCAAAUAAAUAUUUCAACAAUAUCAAAAAUUGAUUUUGAAAAUUUUUAUAUUAAUAUUCUUAUACCAUAUAGAUAUCGAAUUAAUUUAUUUCGUUUAUCAAAUCCAUUUAUUGCUGAUAUUAUAUUCUCACCACCACGCAUAAUUUUACAAUUUAUUCAUCUUGAAAAAUUAAUUCUUGAUAAAAUACAAAUGAAAUAUUUAAGUAAAAUUUUUAAUUAUUUAACAUAUUUACCAAAAUUUCAUUCAUUAAUUAUUUCAAUUGGUGAUUAUAUUGAAUCAUUAGAUAUUCUUUUUACUCAUCUAUUUCAUUUAUUAACAUUAAAAUAUUGUAAAAUUGAAUAUGAAAUAAAAAAUUCUGAAUAUCCAUUAUCUAUUUAUUUGACUGAAUAUGAUUCUAGUUCAAUUCAAUAUUUAAUAAUAAAUGGUUGUUUUCCAUUUAAAUCAUUAAAUAAUUUAUUAUGUUGUCUUCCUAAACUUCGUUAUUUAUCGAUUAAUUAUCUUGUCCAUUGUCGAGAUUAUCUUGAAAGAGAAGAUUUAUCUCCAAUUAAAUUAAAAUAUUUAAAAAAUGUUUCACUUAAAUUUGAUUGUAUUCGUUUUGAUAAAGUUGAAAAAAUUCUUAAAAAUUUUUUUUAUUAUGUUCAAAUUUUACGUCUUACAACAAGAUAUGAUCAAGCUUAUUUAAAUGCUAAACGAUGGGAAGAUUUAAUUGUAAAUUAUAUGCCAAAUUUACGUAUAUUUGAUAUAAAUCAUGAAACUUCUAUGGUAAAUAAUAAUUUAUCAUAUCAUGAUUUGAUAAAUCAAUUUAAUUCGUCGUUUUGGAUUAAAAAAAAUUGGUUUUUUACACAUCAACAUGAUUGGACGCGACGUUUAGAUUCUGGAAUUUUUUAUUCAACAGAUCCAUAUAGACGAAAAGAUUAUGGAUUUCAUUGGGAAAUAGAUGAACAAAAUUGUUCGCAUAUUCAAGAAACUAAUCUAAAUUCAGUUCAACAUGUUUCGAUUUAUAGUAAACAAAUAAUAAAUAUUCAUCUAAAUUAUUUUCCAAAUGUUACUCAAUUGACAAUUAAACAUUAUUUUCAAACAUCUGAUGAUUCAAUUAUAACAACUCUCAAUCGUAUGAUUCCUUUAGUACAAUUGACAAAAUUAACUAUUGAAUCUUAUGAUUUUCCAUUUGAAGAAGUUAUUAAAUUAUUACGUUUUACACCGAAUUUAUAUUCAUUAAAAUUGAAUUUAUUAGCUAUGACGAAAACAAAUUCACAAUUAAUUAAACAAAAUGAAAAUUUUCAAUAUGUGACAAAAACAAAUAAAAUAAAAUAUUUAGAUCUUCGUGAAUAUUGUACAUUGAAUCAAAUUCAAUUGAUUGUUAAAUUAUUUCCACAAUUAGAAUAUUUUAAAACUCGUAUGAAUCGAAAAGAAAUUGAACCCAUAACAAAAUAUUUAUUAUUGAAAACUAAAAAUAAAAUACAACAUUUAUUCUUAUUAUGUAUUUCAGAAACACCAAAAAUAUGUUUAAAAGAAUUAAAUAUUUUAAUUAAAUCAGAAAAUUUACUUAAGGAUUAUUUUAUUAAAUUUAUUAAUCGUGAUUUAUAUUUAUGGUGGUAG
This is a messenger RNA of Rotaria sordida, 2958 nucleotides long. Lineage: Eukaryota; Metazoa; Rotifera; Eurotatoria; Philodinida; Philodinidae. The record is from the annotation of a GenBank genome assembly.